CUAAUCUACUCCACGACAGCCAUUUUCCAGUGCUUACCUACGAAACGGAGUAAGGAAAACUGCUGUACGUCAAAUUCAGAUCGUAGAGAUGGCUGUGGUGCUUUGGGUAAUGCUGUUGAACACUAUGGUGACGUGGGCAGGCAAGCCCCAAGCGAUUUUGGGACUUCAGCAUCGCUUACUGAAGACUAGUAACAAUCUCAGAAUGGACAGAGAUGGCGUGUAUGGAGAUGGAGCGUUUGGGAUGAACUAUAUCCUGCCUUGGUGGACGCAGAAUCACAACGAAAGACACCCUCCCGUAACUGUCAAGCCUCGCUCAGCAUGGAGGAAUGUGGCUUUGUCAGUGCCAGUAGGUGUUAUGGCCAGUAACAACGACAAAAAGAAAAAAAUGAGGCAUUAUGAACAUGUGAAACGAGAGCCAGAGACCAUUAUUUUUAAUGAAUACAAUGUUGUAUUAGUCAUAUUGUACUUGUAUGAGUGUUUGUAUGAGAAAAUAAGUAUAUUAAAUGAGCUGCUGCUUGAACUGGAUAAUGCUUUGUCUGCAGAGAGCAUUGCCUUAAAGAGAACUAUAGGAAGCUGUUCCGAGCUUUUAUACUCCAGAAAACAGUCUGGUUACUACACUAUAUAUCUAGACGACGGCAUGACGCGACCAGUCACCGUGUACUGCGACAUGGAGACAAGAGGCGGAGGGUGGAUGGUGGUGCAGCGUCGCCGUAAACGUAUCGAGAAACAUGUCAAUUUCAUUAGGGGAUGGAAUUCUUAUAAAUUGGGCUUCGGCAAUCCAAAAACUGAGUUCUGGCUUGGAUUAGAAAAUUUGUAUAUUCUUACUAAUCGGCAAAAGUAUGAAUUACGAAUAGAUCUCAAAAGCGAGGAUGGCAAAACUGCCUUUGCCCAAUACAGCAACUUUUACGUAGACGGGGAGGAUGAGGACUAUCGCCUGCACGUCUCAGGAUUCAUGGGAACUGCUGGCGAUGCAUUCGGAGGAAAAUAUGGCAACACUGAAGACGGAGGAGACGUAUCAAGAGGAGUACCGUUCACCACAAUGGACCGUGAUCGCUCAUCGGGAAACUGCACCUCGAAGUAUUACGGUGGAUGGUGGUACUUGAACUGUGGAUGGAACAGAUUGAACUCUCCUCACCUUUCAGCAACAGAACAUUAUAGUCAAGGAAUGAAAUGGUCCACCUUUACCACAAAAAUCAUCGAAGAUUCCACUAUGAUGAUCAGACCGGUAGCAAACAGUGACACCUACAUGGAAGUCUCUACUCCUACAUGCGCGCGGGAAAGUAUCAGAAUGACCACCGCAAGUUUUUGGACACUGUAAUCUCGUUUAACUAUAGUUUAGACUAUUGUUUCUUUUAGCCACAAGGAAUUAUUGGUGCAAUAUGGUAAAAUGUCACAAGGGUUUUUGAUGCAAGAGAAUAAAGUUUGUAAUUCUGAAUAUACUUAAAGUUGAUUUUAAGAUAAAUAUAUAUGAUAAUAUGUUUGGCUCUAUAGAGUAUAUUUAUUCUUAUCAAAUAUCAUGAAUUGCAUGUAUUUCUCUAGGACUUAUAAGCUUUACACCUCAAUACAAUAAGUGAUACUGUUGUUGAUAAAAAUGUUGUUGAUCCUUUUUACAAUACUUGUAGAGAGCCUGCUUUGGCUGUAACAGUCUCGUCUUUGACGAAAUUUUAAUUGAAGCUUGAAUUAGUACAUUGUAUCUCAGCGACCAUCCUUUUUUCCAAGAAUUACCAAGUUUUUUUGUUACUGCUCUUGGGAUAAAAAGAGAAAAAAACACUACUUUACUUAUAUUCCAUAUUCAAAACAUCCCUGAACAUAUUAAUUCAUUAUUUUGAAACAUGAAAAAUAAAGGUCCUUUUUUUCAAAUUCACCCCUGAGAUUCCCGCCCCUCCAGUCAUAAUAAGACGUUAAUAAUUCUAUUAAAAUUUUGUUGAAGGCGAACCUGAUACAGCCAAAGCAAGUACUUUGUAAAUAUUGUAAUAGAAAAAAAUGAAGGAGCCCAGUCUUCCUUCUUAUUUUACCGUGAUUUCAUAGAAAAAAAAUUUUGAUGAGGACGACUUUCUACUUCAUCAUUUAUUUUGUCAUAUUUAUAAAGAAAUAAGGCAACGAAAAAAUUUUUUUUUUUUUUUUAUUGAUAGUAACACAUUGUAUUGAAGUAUAAUCACUUUAAGUCCCUGAAAAAUACAUGCAAUUUACAAAAGAAUAAUGCACACUCUGUACACAAAGAUCUGUUCGCUGGCAACACUCUCUGACCUGCAGCUCUGAAUAUAUUCAUUAUGAGAAACUUUUGUUGUUGAAACUGAAAGGAGUUUUCUUCAGUGUUUCAAGGUUCCCAGUAAGUCUUUCGGAGCCUCACUCACUUGACCACUAAAGAACAACACAC
Molecule: messenger RNA, 2377 nt
Organism: Scylla paramamosain (green mud crab)
Lineage: Eukaryota; Metazoa; Arthropoda; Malacostraca; Decapoda; Portunidae
Product: angiopoietin-1-like
Exons: 1
Coding region: 89-1318 (409 amino acids)
Source: RefSeq, a predicted model, not a curated record